ACUGAGGUCAUUUUCGGAUUGACUUCCCACACGUGAGUUUUCCCGUGGACGGACGAUGGCCGAGGGCACGGAGAGGAUUCCUUUGGCCGCGGACACGACAACCGUGCAUCGCCAGCAAUAAUCGGAGGGGAAAGGAUCGUUCAAAGUCCCGCAGCUCGCUGCCCCUGAUUGCGGGAAAAUGGCGCACCUGAUCCGCCACAAGCUGACCAACAAGCUGACCAAUGCGGCCCACUCGGUGUCCAACAAGUCCCAGGCCAAGGUCAGCGGCGUGUUCGCCCGCCUGGGCUUCCAGGCCGCCACGGACGAGGAGGGCCUGGGCUUCGCCGAGUGCGACGACCUGGACUACGACUACCGGCAGGGCAUGCAGAUGGACGUCCUGCAGGCCGGGGACGACUACGGCCCGCUGGACGGGGAAGGAGGCCCGGAGGCCGGCGACAGCCGUUACCAGCGGGACGCCACCGGCACCGUGCCCCUCAAGAGCGCGGGCUCCGUGGACGAGGACAAGCCCAAGAUCACGUCGUGGGAGGCCGGCUGGAACGUCACCAACGCCAUCCAGGGCAUGUUCGUCCUGGGUCUGCCGUACGCCAUCUUGCACGGCGGCUACCUGGGCCUGUUCCUCAUCAUCUUCGCAGCGGUGGUGUGCUGCUACACGGGCAAAAUCCUCAUCGCCUGCCUGUACGAGGAGAACGAGGACGGCGUGCUGGUGCGCGUGCGCGACUCCUACGUGGACGUGGCCAACGCCUGCUGCGCCCCGCGCUUCCCGGCGCUGGGCGGCCACGUGGUCAACGUGGCGCAGAUCAUCGAGCUGGUGAUGACGUGCAUCCUGUACGUGGUGGUGAGCGGCAACCUGAUGUACAACAGCUUCCCUGGCCUGCCCGUCUCGCAGAAGGCCUGGUCGGUGGUGGCCACGGCGGCGCUCCUGCCCUGCGCCUUCCUGAAGAACCUGAAGGCCGUGUCCAAGUUCAGCCUGCUGUGCACGGUGGCACAUGUGAUCAUCAACGUGCUGGUCAUCGCCUACUGCCUGUCGCGUGCCCGCGAGUGGGCCUGGGAGAAGGUGAAGUUCUACAUCGACGUGAAGAAGUUCCCCAUCUCCAUCGGCAUCAUCGUCUUCAGCUACACGUCGCAGAUCUUCCUGCCGUCACUGGAGGGCAACAUGCAGCGGCCCGCCGAGUUCCACUGCAUGAUGGAGUGGACUCACAUCGCCGCCUGCGUCCUCAAGGGCCUCUUCGCCCUGGUGGCCUACCUGACGUGGGCCGACACCACCAAAGAGGUAAUCACGGAUAACCUGCCCUCCGCCAUCCGCGCCGUGGUCAACAUCUUCCUGGUGGCCAAGGCGCUGCUCUCCUACCCGCUGCCUUUCUUCGCCGCUGUGGAGGUCCUGGAGAAGUCACUGUUCCAGGACGGCGGGCGCGCCUUGUUCCCCGACUGCUACGGGCCAGGCGGCCAGCUCAAGUCCUGGGGUCUCGGCCUGCGCGUGGCCCUGGUGGUGUUCACGCUGCUCAUGGCCGUCUUCGUGCCGCACUUCGCCCUGCUCAUGGGCCUGACGGGCAGCCUGACGGGCGCCGGCCUCUGCUUCCUCCUGCCCAGCCUCUUCCACCUCAAGCUGCAGUGGAGGAACCUGCUGUGGCACCACGUCUUCUUCGACGUCGCCAUCUUUGUCAUCGGCGGCAUCUGUGCCGUGUCGGGUUUGAUCCACUCCAUCGAGGGCCUCAUAGAAGCCUUCAGGUACAACAUCCAGGACUGACGGCGCCGUCCCCUUUUUCCACCUUCGCCCGCUGCGCCCGACGUGGGGAGGAAUUAAACGAUGUUGUGUCAAUCUUUUCAUUUUGCCUUUGGUCGUGACGUGCAAUCAGAAACUCUACAAGUCAUGUUGGAUGCCUGAACUCCAGUCCUGUCUUUAUGUCUUCCUUUUUGGACUGCGGGCCUCAACUGCUCACCUACAAACUCCUGUCACUUCCUGUCACUUACCUGCAACCCCCUGUCAUUUCUUGUCACUUACCUGAGCUGCUACUCAUAUGUACACAACACCGGUUGUACAGUACAGUAGGAUGUACAGUCUGCCCACACAUAAACAAAACCUAAACCAUCUGUUCCAGUUCCAGGGUACAACUGCGGCCACCUUCUUAAACAACAUUUAAAAUUGUUUUGUCAAUUUUGGCUAGCAUUUCCUGACGAAACCCUGGCUCGGAAUCGGACCGCUAGCCUCGGGAAUCGGACCGCUACCCUCGGGAAUCGGACCGCUACCCUUGGGAAACGAACCGCUACCCUCGGAAAAUGAACCGCCACCCUCAGGAAUUGGACCGCUACCCUCGGGAAUCGAACCACUACCCUCAACAGGCCCAACAAUUAUAACAAGUUUGUUGCGAGAUGUAAGGGUUUUUAAAGUUCCACCAUGGCCGCAGUUUGGUCCUGGACACAAAAAACUAUUUCUUGUUUAUGUGUGGACCUGUCUUUCUACCAAGAGGUCCAGUUGAGUUCAGUUGGGUCUAGUUGGGUCCAUUUGGGUCCAGUUGAGUCCAGUUGGGUCCAGUUGGGUAUGUUUGAGUCCAGUUGAUUCAAAUGGGUUCCAAUUGGGUCCAUUUGGGUGCAGUUGUAUCCAGUGGGUUCCAGUUGAGUCUAGUUGGGUCCAGUUGAGUCCAGUUAGGUCCAGUUGGUUCAAGUUGGUUCUAGUUGGGUUUAGUUAGAUCCAGUUGAAUCUAGUUGGGUCAAGUGGGUUCAAGUUGGGUCUAGUUGGGUCCAGUUGGUUCCAGUUGAGUUUAGUUGGUUCCAGUUGAUUCCAGUAGGGUCCAUUUGGGUUUAGUUUGAUUCAAGUGGGUUCCAUUUGGGUUCAGUUGAGUCAACUGGGUUCCAAUUGGGUCCAGUUGGUUCCAUUUGGCUGCGAUGAGGUGGCGACUUGUCCAGGGUGUACCCCGCCUUCUGCCCGAUUGUAUCUGAGAUAGGCUCCAGCGCCCCCCGCGACCCCGAAGGGAAUAAGCGGUAGAAAAUGGAUGGAUGGAUGGAUGGGGAUGGUUCCAUUUGGGUCCAGUUGGUUCCACUUGGGUCCAGUUGAAUCCAGUUGAGUCGAGUCGGGUCCAGUUGGGUCAAGUGGGUUCAAGUUGGUUCCAGUUGGGUCUAGUUAGAUCCAGUUGAGUCUAGUUGGGUCCAGUUGGUUCAAGUUGAUUCCAGUUGGGUCUAGUUAGAUCCAGUUGAGUCUAGUUGGGUCAAGUGGGUUCAA
Messenger RNA from Entelurus aequoreus (snake pipefish), 3214 nucleotides. RefSeq names its product vesicular inhibitory amino acid transporter-like. Gene Ontology annotation, biological process: amino acid transmembrane transport. NCBI's taxonomy places the organism in Eukaryota, Metazoa, Chordata, Actinopteri, Syngnathiformes, Syngnathidae. Bases 179 to 1744 code for a protein of 521 amino acids. The transcript is spliced from 2 exons. Gene Ontology annotation, molecular function: amino acid transmembrane transporter activity. Gene Ontology annotation, cellular component: vacuolar membrane. The record is from RefSeq and is a predicted model, not a curated record.